Molecule: messenger RNA, 3457 nt
Organism: Chaetomium fimeti
Lineage: Eukaryota; Fungi; Ascomycota; Sordariomycetes; Sordariales; Chaetomiaceae
Exons: 2
Coding region: 164-3298 (1044 amino acids)
Molecular function (GO): protein binding
Source: RefSeq, a predicted model, not a curated record
CUGUUGCCCCGUUGCCCCGUUGGGAACCCCCCACCGACCCUGUAUUUUCGCCUUGCUUCCCUCCACGGUCCUUUCUUCGCGCCUCUUCCCGUUGACGGAUGCGCGCAAGACCGUGGCUCGACGGUGUUCUGAGCACAAACCCGUAGCGCCCGACAAGCGAGCGAUGGCUGGUUUCAAUCCGCAGCCCGACGAAGGUUACUCCGAAGAUCCUCUGACCGCCUUGUCUGCCGCGCCGUCCUUCCCCUUCAAGUCUCGCGAGGACGCCGUCUCGGCACUGGGGUCAGCUCGAUCACGCGACGAGUUUCCGCCAUGGUUGGUACAGCACAUUUCUAGUCUCUCGCUCACUCGCAAGACCGAACUUGCCAUGGCCAUCCUUAACGACCUCCCCACGACCGUGAUCUCUCAAAUCGUCGAAAACCUACACCCCCGCCUCUACAUCGAUUUUGUUCGAUACCUGCCUCCCGAGGUCUGCCUCAAGAUCCUCGAGUACCUCGAUCCCCUUUCACUCAUUAGUGUCGCGCGAUGCUGCCGGGCAUGGUACAUUCUCGCGCUGGACCGGAAGCUGUGGGAGCAGUUAUUCUUUCUAGAAGGAUGGAAAGCAGUACCAGACGAGGUUUUGCUGGCCGAACGGGAGAUGAACGGGCCUUCCUCCUCGGCCACCCACGGCGUGCUGCGACGGAUGCAGUCCCAAGACGACGGGCACGCGCAUAAGAAGCGCGCCAUCUCCCUAUCACCGAGGCUUGACGCCGAUACGGACACGGUGAUGAUCGAUGCAGGGAGCGCGGUGAGGCAGGAACCAACGGAGAUGGAACCAGCCGAGACCAGUAUUUUUGGAGGUCCAAGGAGACCUGUUUUGAAGAGUGGUAUCUCGCAGCGCAUGGGCGAUCUCGACAUGCCAAGCGCGAUAUCGAGGUCCAAUUCCAAGGGUAAGGCAGCGGACAAAGGGAAGGGAAGGGCGCUCCCCCCUUCAUCCUCGGAGCCCUCACACGCCAGACCCUCAUUUUUGCAAACGGUGAUGGAGCCGCCACGCCUAGCCAGGUCGGGGCUAUGGGCUUGGGACGGAUCGUCAACACGAUUUAAGAUCAACUGGAAAUAUCUCUACACGAUGCGGCGGCGGCUCGAAUCCAACUGGGAGCGGGGCCGGUUUGUGAACUUCCAGUUUCCACAUCAUUCCCAUCCCGAGGAGGGUCACGAAGAGUGCGUCUACAGUCUCCAGUUCAACUCACAAUACCUCGUCAGCGGGAGCCGGGACCGGACGAUCAAGGUGUGGAACAUGAAAUCACGGCGAUGCCUUCGUACACUGGCCAAGCACAAGGGCUCGGUUUUGUGCUUGCAGUUCGACUCGGACCCCGAGGAAGACCUGAUUGUUUCCGGCAGUUCAGACUCGGACGUGAUUGUCUGGAGGUUUUCGACGGGGAAGCCGAUCCAGACGCUAAAGCAUGCCCACCGCGAAUCGGUCCUCAAUGUCAAGUUCGACAAGCGCAUUUUGGUGACAUGCUCCAAGGACAAAACCAUCAAGAUUUUCAACCGCAAGCCACUCCGCUACGGAGACCUCGGCUACCAGGAGGUGGACCCCGUCCCGACAAAUGUGAAGAACUAUGGCUACAACCUCCCGAUGGCGCCCGACGAUUUCCCCGUGACCCCGGCGUGGACGAUGAUUGGAAGUCUGGAGGGCCACAGCGCGGCUGUCAAUGCGGUCCAGAUCCACGAGCGUGAGGUGGUAUCCGCGAGCGGCGACCGGCAUAUCAAGGUCUGGGACUGGCCAACCCAGGUCUGCACUCGGACAAUCGUCGGCCAUAGCAAGGGCAUCGCUUGUGUGCAGUAUGAUGGCCGCCGCAUCGUGAGCGGCAGCAGCGAUAACGAGGUCAAGGUGUUUGACCGCCAAACCGGGCUGGAAGUUGCCAACCUCCGUUCACACUCUAACCUCGUGCGUACGGUCCAGGCCGGUUUCGGGGACAUGCCUUACAGCGUCGAGGACGAUCUGGCCGAGGCGAAAAAGGUGGACGAGGCCUAUUUCAAGGCGUUGGAGUCCGGUCUACUGGAGGAGCGGGAUCGCCCUAGGUCGGGACGGCGCCCCGGUAAUGCCGGGUCCCGGCGACCGGAGGACAUCUGCGCUUAUGGGGCGAAGCUACCGCCCGGCGGUGGCGGCGGCAAGUACGGGCGGAUCGUCAGUGGCAGCUACGACGCCAGCAUCAUCAUCUGGCGGAGGGAUAAGGAAGGCCUUUGGAAGGACCAGCAUCAUUUCAAGCAGGAGACAGCCGCCAUUGCCGCCCUGCAGCACGACCGGACGGGUUUAGUCCCCCUGCAUCCAUCUGUCCAAGGUCUCCUCAGCCGCGAAGCUCUAAGGGCAUUGAGGGCAGCCGGCCCCAUGCCCUCAACCACCGCACCCAAUGGCGCAGAAUCGUCCACGACCACACCCAGCGCAGCGUCUCGCUCACAAACCGCCAGUGCGCCGCCCGGUACUUUGGGAGGGCCGACCUUACCCCCGCUCAGCGCGCUUACGAUGGAGUUGGGUUCGACCGAUUUUUCGUCAGCGGGGCUUCAGCAGCUCCGCCAUAUCAUCGACAGCUCGGUCCGGGGAGGCCAACAAGGCCUAGAACAGGCUAUCGCAGCACACCCGGCGAUCCUCGUCCACCGUAGCUACGUGGAAGCCGCCAUUGACCGCCACCAAAACCCUGUCGUUCGGAGCCAGUUGAGGCAUACAUACUCGAACGCCUUGAGCAGGGCACCAUUCGAGCAGGCACGGCAAAGGCGCGAGGCACUUCGGAACCAAGAAACCGUCGCAUCCAGCUCCGCGGUGGGGGGUCAGUCUUCGACCGGGGGAGCCACAGCCGCCCAGACAGGUGCUCAUCUGACGCCCGCCCAGUUGGCGGCUUCAGCGGCCCACCAGGCACAUGCGCAGGCUCUCCAUAGGGCGCCAAUUCAUCAGGUAUCCCCUCCCGUUCUUGGCGUUACUCCCGCCGCCGGCUCUGCAACUUCUAGUUCCGCCCCCGUCGCCGGAUUCCCUGCGGUCGGGCCUAGUGCUGGCCCCGGGCCCAGUGUGACCCUCUCCGGCGCUACCACCACGCCGCCCCAGCCCCAACUCCAAGCGCAAGCGCAGCAUCAUCCGCACAUUGCCCAGGCACCUGCCCCCUUCGAGGUCCACGACCCAGCUAACCCGGCGCGGGUGUUCAAGCUGCAAUACGACGCUCGGCGCAUCAUCUGCUGCAGCCAAAGGAGUGUGAUCGUCGGGUGGGACUUUUGCAACGGAGACGCGGAGCUGGAGGAGGCGAGUCGUUUCUUUGGCCCUGUGGAUUAGGUCGGCCGGAAAGGUGUUUGGAUGGACUAGGGAUAGCAUAAUACCGGGUUCCAGGUUGGGUUCAAUGGGCACACUACCAGGUUUCUUUCUCUCGAGCAACAUGAUUGACGAUGUAAUGGCAGGCGUUGUAGACCUCCAGGAUUACCGAGCGCGACCUGU